Arachis ipaensis is the source of this 504-nucleotide messenger RNA. RefSeq lists its product as uncharacterized. The record is from RefSeq and is a predicted model, not a curated record. NCBI's taxonomy places the organism in Eukaryota, Viridiplantae, Streptophyta, Magnoliopsida, Fabales, Fabaceae.
AUGCUUACUGCUCAAAGCCACCAAAAAAGUUUCACCGAUCAGAGACGGAAAUUUUUAGAAUUCGAUGAAGGAGAUCAUGUAUUCCUAAGAGUUACUCCAACAGGAGUGGAUAGAGCGAUCAAAACAAAGAAGCUGAAUCCUCGUUAUAUCGGUCCGUUUCAAAUUCUAAAGAGAAUUGAGCUGGUGGCAUAUCGGAUAUCUCUAGCGCUUUCGAACUUGCACGACAUAUUUCACAUUUUACAGCUUUGGAAGUACACUUCAGAUGCCAACCAUGUUUUAGAACUUGAAUCAGUUUGGCUGAGAGAGGAUUUAACGCUUCAAGUGACGCCGGUCAGAAUUGAUGAUCCCAGUGUUAAGCGACUGCACGGAAAAAAGGUGAACUCUAGCAACGAGAAAUUAUUGGGUUUUGCCCAAUUAUCCAUGGGAAAUGGUGGUAUAUAUGUGAAUUGGAAGGUGCAUUCUGUUGGGGGCAUUUGCACGCCUUGUUUGAGCGAACAAAAUUAG